Rhododendron vialii is the source of this 1814-nucleotide messenger RNA. Its product is annotated as ultraviolet-B receptor UVR8. The coding region runs from base 200 to 1498 and encodes 432 amino acids. The transcript has 15 exons. NCBI's taxonomy places the organism in Eukaryota, Viridiplantae, Streptophyta, Magnoliopsida, Ericales, Ericaceae. The record is from RefSeq and is a predicted model, not a curated record.
UCCAACUGCUUAUGAACUUCUUUAGAAGGAACUGCAGUCCAAUUUCAAAAGACGACGUUGCAGUGUUAUCGGCCUCAACUUUCUUAGCAGCCUACUCGCAUGCACGUACCCCUGCAAUUUGCAAGUGCUUGCAUAUGAUCGAAACGGAACACGAUCAUCUCCCGAUUCAUGAACGACGAUCUCGAAUUGGUCGGUCGAGAUGUUAACGGUGAGAGGAGGAGGAUACGCCCGAGGCACGCAACUGACGAGGCUCAGGAGCGUGAUUCUAGGGUUAGGGUUAGGGUUACGGGGUAGGAGAACGAUUUCGAGUUGCGAAGAGCGACCGAGCGAGGGAAAGAGGUUUGCUGCCGUGUGGGGUAACGGCGAUUACGGGCGGCUGGGGCUGGGAAGCUUGGAGUCCCGGUGGCGGCCUGCUUUCUGCUCGGCUUUCGGUAACGAAAGCCUCCUCGGCAUUGCUUGUGGUGGAGCUCAUACCCUGUUUUUGACAGAAACUGGCUGUGUUUAUACCACUGGUCUCAAUGAUUUUGGACAGCUAGGCAUAUCAGAUGAUAAAAGCUACACUACUGAGCCCCUAAAAGUUUUAGGACUUCCCAACGAGAUAAUUAAAAUAUAUGCUGGUUAUCAUCACUCAUCUGCCAUUACAGUGAAUGGGGAGCUUUACAUGUGGGGGAAGAACUCAAAUGGACAGCUUGGCCUUGGAAAAAAGGCGGAAAAAGUUGUUUUUGUACCUACUAAAGUUGAAUCCUUGACUGGAGUUGCUAUCAAAAUGGUGGCUUUGGGUUCAGAGCACUCACUUGCAGUUACAGAUAAAGGUGAGGCCUUAAGCUGGGGAGGAGGGGGAUCUGGGAGGCUUGGUCAUGGGCAUGAACCAAGCAUGUUGGGCUUUCUAAGGAGUGCCAGUGAAUUUACCCCUAGGCUUAUUAAGAAACUUGAAGGAUUCAAGAUUAAAAGUAUUGCUGCCGGGAUGCUGCAUUCAGCAUGCAUUGAUGAAAAUGGCUCUGUAUUUGUAUUUGGUGAAAGAGCAGUGGAUAAAUUGGGCCUCGGGCAAGCAAAGAAUGCAACAAGACCAUCCAUGAUUGGCCAACUGCCGUUGUCUGAAGAAGUUGCAUGUGGUGGUUAUCACACUUGUGUCAUUACAAGCGGUGGAGAACUAUACACAUGGGGCUCAAAUGAGAAUGGCUGUCUCGGGACUGGCUGUACAGAUGUCAGUCAUUUACCAGAAAGAGUUCAAGGUCCAUUCUUGAAACAUGCUGUUUGCCAGGUAUCCUGUGGCUGGAAGCAUACAGCAGCAAUCUCUGAAGGACAUGUUUAUGCAUGGGGCUGGGGAGGUUCUCAUGGAACGUUUUCUGAGGACGGGCAUUCCCCUGGUGGACAAUUGGGUCAGGGGAAUGAUGUUGACUACAUUACGCCUACACGAGUCAUUUUCGGGAGAAAUGUUAAAGCAUUACAAGUAUCAUGUGGAUUCAAUCAUACAGGUGCCAUACUGGAAUCCAUUUGAAUUGUUGCUGCAACUUCCCCUGAUUGUUUUUAAUCAUCUUUUUCACAUUCUUUGGUAUUUGAUAGUCACUGUUUUUCAGUGCAAGAAAAAUAAAACAAUAACCUUACAGUUAGAAAUAUCAGACCCAAUAUUUUAUACUGGGAUGGAACUGAAUGAAUUUACUGUAAUUGAUCUGUUGUAAUUGAAAUUUCAAACAAAACAAAGAUAGCAGUGGUUGAGCUUCAGGCUCUUGAAAUAUUGACUGUGUUGUGUGACGCGAAGAACUCAUUAGCAGCAGUAUGUAUCCAGGCCCUUGUCAAGUUAUAGUAUUCGUCUA